GGCCCAGAGUCCAGAGUCCAGACGAAUUCAAAUCUCAGUCGUCUCCCUAGAAAAACUAAAUUCGAAACACAACUCUCUCUCUCUCUCUAGAAAAUGGCCGACGAAGGGUUGACGAUUGUCGACGGCGAAAAGCUCCGAUUCGCCGAUCUCUCUCUUCCGGAAUCUGAUGUCACCUUCACUGGUGCUCAACUCCUCGAUGUUGCUGAUUCGAAAGUUUCUUCUCUCUUAGGCGGUCUAUCUUUGCCGGAUACUGUGAAGUCUUCGGCGCUUAAACGACUCAACGUCGGCGAUGUUAUCAAUUUCCGGUGCGCUGAACUCGAUCGCGAAGAAGCUUCUUCUAAGUUCAGAGAGUAUGUCAUCGCGAUCGCGGAUGAACUGCAAGAUGAUCCAAUUGUGGCGUCAGUUCUGGAUGGGAACACUCUUCGACUGUUUUUAGAGGAUGAAGAUGAUUUUGCAAUGUUAGCAGAGAAUCUAUUUACUGAGUUAGAUAUUGAAGAUACGGGAAAGAUCAGUAAGAGUGAAAUAAGGAAUGCUCUUCUUCACAUGGGAGUUGAAAUGGGUAUUCCUCCUUUUUCAGAAUUUCCUCUGCUCAAUGACAUCCUAAAGAAACACGGAGCUGAGGGGGAUGAAGUGUUGGGUCAAGCACAAUUUGCUGAACUUCUCCAGCCUGUUCUGCAAGAACUGGCAGAAGCACUUGCUGAAAAGCAUGUUGUUGUCAUCCAGGACAUCAAGUUCAGUGAUGGUUCUAAGCUAAGAAAGCUUUUGGGUGAUAAGCAACAAUUGAACAAUGUCAUAGAGCAGAUAUUGCUGGAAAAAUACCGUGCAAAGGAUGGACCAGGGAAUACAAAACUAAUAAGGGAUUUCCUUGAGAAACAUGGGAAAGUGUUGGGCUUGCCUCCACCAGAAGCCCAUGAAGCCGUUUAUAACGAGGUAUUCUUGGCAGUAGAUGACAAAAAGAAUAACGAGGAGCUAGAAAAGGAUGAGUUUGGGGCACUUGUGGAAGACAUCCUUGAAAAAUUUGCAGACGAGCUUGAAGCCAAUCCAGUGUUUGAUAACUGAGGAGGGCAAGUUGGUAUACCAUAUAUUACUCUAAUCUGGUUCAUAGAGCUUCUUGUGAUUUUCACAGCCUUACAUAUUUUGAAUUCUAUGUUCAUAUAUCUUUUUGCAUAUCAGUUAAAUUUCAUCAUUCUCAAACAGUCAAACUACACUGUAUAAUUGUUGCUAUAGAAUCUAGACUGGUACUGAUACCCAUACUUGGGAUGCCCUUUGAGUGGCUGGAUGAUUUUCUGCUUUCACUACCUUGCAUUGAUUUCUAAAUUCUAGUUA
Molecule: messenger RNA, 1326 nt
Organism: Vitis riparia (riverbank grape)
Lineage: Eukaryota; Viridiplantae; Streptophyta; Magnoliopsida; Vitales; Vitaceae
Exons: 4
Coding region: 94-1059 (321 amino acids)
Molecular function (GO): calcium ion binding
Source: RefSeq, a predicted model, not a curated record